Gopherus evgoodei (Goodes thornscrub tortoise) is the source of this 8018-nucleotide messenger RNA. RefSeq names its product consortin, connexin sorting protein (gene CNST). The record is from RefSeq and is a predicted model, not a curated record. Gene Ontology annotation, biological process: positive regulation of Golgi to plasma membrane protein transport. Gene Ontology annotation, molecular function: connexin binding. Bases 366 to 2561 code for a protein of 731 amino acids. Lineage: Eukaryota; Metazoa; Chordata; Testudines; Testudinidae. Gene Ontology annotation, cellular component: transport vesicle; trans-Golgi network; plasma membrane. The transcript is spliced from 13 exons.
GGGCCCGGUCCCUCUAGCGUCCCCGCUCUAUGGUUUUGGGCCGUCAAGUCGUCUCCUCUCUAUGGUGCCAGCCCGCGUCGCCGGGAGGCUGCGGCAGAGCCCGCGGAGGUCAGGUCGUGCCUGGCAGGGACCCCGCGCCCAGCGCCGGCCAUGCGCGCCCGGAGCCCUGCGGGGGCAGCCGCACACCUAGGAGUUCUGCUGGAGGUCAGCGGAUGAAGCUGAAGAUUAAAUAGGAAGGCUUAUUUUAGCAGGGCUAAAGAAAUCUUGCUGUCCUUACAAUACCUUUGAGAAACUACUGAAGUUUUAGGAAAAUGACCUAAGAACCGUUUUGAUAGAGUUUAAGCUGUUCAGCAAGGGGCGCUCUAAUGGAUGACGAAGAAUUUCCUACAAAUGAUCAACUGAUAGACUUAAAGGACAGACUUCAUGCUGGUGACAGUGUGGGAAAUGUGGGAAUUCAUUUGGCUUCUUCAUCUGAUGAAAAUGAAAAUCAACUUGAUGGUGACAGGAGUGAGGUCCUGACCAGUGGUGACAGUGCAAUGGGAAUGCAUGAAAAGGUUGAGCAGGACAAUAUCAAUAAUAAUGAAAAUGUGGACAGUGGAGACUGUACGCCAAGCUGCAAAGAAGUUGAGACUGAGAAGAACUCUGAAAGUUUCCAUAUGGACAUUCAUAGAGAGGAAAAGCCUGUUCUAGAAAAAUGGACAGAUGGAAAAAGAAGUCCAACUUGCGAAAAAGACUCCAUUAGAAAAUCUACAGGAGUUCCUUCAGUGGACACAACAGCACUCAGGAAAGAGAAUGCUCUCCUUAAAGCUACAGACUCAGUUCAUGAUGAAGAUGCUGAUGAGACAAAUGUGAACUAUCAGCAAAAGCAACAAAAACAGACUUUGCAGUCCCUUUUUUCCAUGCUUCGAGAAGAGUUUGAGCAGAUGGACUCAAGGAUACUCCCUUUGUGUCUCCAUCAGAUAGCUGAGGCCUAUUUUCAGGAGGAGGAAUAUGAGAAGGCAAUGAAGUUCAUUCAGCUCGAACGACUAUAUCAUGAGCAGCUACUUGCAAAUCUUUCUUCCAUUCAGGAGCAGUGGGAAACAAAGUGGAAAACAGCUGUGCCCAGUACAGUUACGACUCUGAGGAAUUCAGCUAAAGGACUUAACAAUGAAGAGUUAGAAAAUCUUGCUAAACUUUGUACAUCACAUCAAGAGCCACUUGUAUCCAAACACAGGCUAGUAACUACAGAAAAGUCCUUGGGAGGCAAUCGUUUUGUACAAUUAAUGGGAUCAGAAGAUUUAAAAGAAAGAGGGGCUGCUGCUUGUGAUUCAGAUACUGAAACUCGGCCUGGCACUGGACCAAGAAAAGAAAACCAGCACAGAGAGAGACAGAUGAGUGAGAGCUCCCUGUGUGAUAGUAAAACUGAUAGGCUUACAGAAGCAGCAAGUUUUCAAGUAGCUGCAGGGAAGGACCACAUGGAGGAGCAGCACUGCAGUGCUGAAUCAACACUGGAGCCACACACCCAGUCUAUAGGGACAGUGGGCAGGCCUUGUUCUGACUGUUUAUCAUCUGGGGAUGCUGGUAAAGAUAACAGUUUGCAGCCGAGAGAGAGGCAGUUCUCUAAGGAUGUGGCUAAAAUAGAAGACGUGGCUAAGCAGCCUGGAGUGGAACUCUCUGGUGAGCCAAUGGUAGACACCUUAGUUUUAGCGGAUGCUGAUUAUAUCCCUUCUGAUUUGAUUUCUAAAGAUGAAAAUGUGCAAGCUGAAAGAAAUGUUCUCAGAUCAAAACACCGUGCAGGCUCUACUGAGACUGCCAGAAGCCAGCUAGGAAAUAGUGCAUUAAACCAGCAGCAGCAGAAGCCUGGUUUAGAUGAGGAUGGAAAAUCCCCACAGGACAGAACUGUAUCAAACAUUUGUGAAAACAUGUGUUAUGGAAGUAACAACACACCUGAACAUAUCAGUCCUGCACAUCCAAAAGUAUUCAAGGGACUGCAGGAGAUGGCAAGGCAGCAGGAGGAGGAGGUAAAUAAUGACGAACCGGAAGAUUUUUUUGGCAGAUUCUUAAAUGGUAGCAUAAAAGACACUGAAGAAUCCCUUGCAAAUUUAGAAAACCAAGAAGACUCUGAAACUCUCCCAGAUAUUCCACUGGAACAAGCAUCAUACAUUUCAACAGAAGCUUUAUUAUUAGAUGACAGCUUUUCUUCGCUCGAUGAACUUGCAAAAAGGAUAGAGAUUGCAGAGGUUGCCCCAGCAGAGGGACUGGUGUCCAUCCUAAAGAAGAGAGAUGACAGUGAAGGAAAGACACCUGCUCAAAUCCAGCAGAGAAAUCCAAAGAGAAGAGUGAGAUUCCAAGAAAUGGAAGACACCUUGGAUCAAGAUGAAGUUGGUGGCGGCUCCUGUGUUUUGCUGAUCCUGUUGUGCAUAGCAACUGUUUUCCUUAGUGUUGGAGGAACUGCACUGUACUGCACCUUUGGUGACAUGGAAUCCCCUGUAUGUACUGACUUUGCAGCCAACAUGGACUUUUACUAUACUCAGAUAUUGCAGGGUGUGGAGGAACUUAAACACUGGGUAGCCUUCACAUAGUUGAAAUGAGCAGGAACAACACACUGACAGCUUACCAAUGAUUAACAGAGAGGUUAAAAAAAAUUGUGAUUUCAAGUUUUCUGUAAUAUGUGCCAUCUUCAGGUGAGGUACAGCUGAUGACAUAAACCUAACCUUUAAAUACUAGUUGAGAAGAACUGUCUAAUCUAGUAAUCAGGUGGGUAGAAAUCAAGUGUGGAGCAGGAGAAUAAUAAGCAAGAUGUCAUUGCCUUCACCUUCUGAAACCAAGUGAAGAGCCAUUCAACAUCUUGGGAAAUGAAGAAGAUAGAAAACUGAUUAGCCUCUACACAGUCUCCCAUUGCCACACAUUCUAAGCAAUCUUUGCAAUCUUAAUGAAAAGACAAUUUUGAUUUACAGCUGUUUGCACAAAAGUGUUGCCUUCAGCUAUCAUGCAAUAAGUCUGUGUUUUAUGAAAAUGUUUCCUUAUUUUUCUUUUAAGUCUUAAUGUAUUUUUUUCAUUUUAAAUGUCCUGGUGAGCUGUUUAAUUAUGGGUGGAGUGAGUAGAAUGCAUUGGCAUUUGCAGUGCCCUCAUACUAUGUUAGCUAAAUGGAUUGGCCUUAUGUCUUUUAAGUGUGUGGCAGUUGUCAUGAGUGGGUUAAAUCUGAAGGCAGUUUUGCCAGAGUCUCUGGAAUUUUAUUCCCAAACUUGGGUGGACAGUGCUGGAAAUUUGUGGGAUUUUUUAAAAAGAAAAUUCACUCCCAGCACACAAUACUAAGUGUAGGAAAUUAUUCUUACUAAUAAUAGUAAAGCCGCUUCGGCCAAUGAAAGGGGCAUGGGACUAGGAGUCAGGAUACAUGGGUUCUCUUUCCAGCUUUACUACUCACUUGCAGUGACUUCUCUGCCUCAGUUUCCCCCUCUGUAAAAUGGAGAUAAUGAUCUUUGUCCUCUGUAAAAUGCUUUAAGAUCUACAGAUCGAGAAUGGUAUAGAACUGUCUGGUGUUAUUUAUAAAUGCAAAACGUGCAGAGGUUUUGUUCAACCUGGCAUAUAGCCAAGAUCAGCUGCAAAGUUCAGAACCAAACUUCUCCAGAUUUCCACCUCUGAGCUUUACUGAGUCAUUUUGAAUAAAAUUGACUCUAUUACACCAAGUCUUGUUCUCAGGGAAAAAUCCUCUCUAUCUCUGUGACAUUUUCUUUUUCCCUGAGAUCUUUCAACUCCCUCAUAUAUUCCUAUCAUUCUUUUUUCAUGGAGAUCUACUCUCCCUAGAUUUUUCUCUUCUUUUCCUAUCCAGAUCCAUGUUGAGGGGAAAAAACAAAUAACCAAAAAAUAUUUUGAGAAUAUAUAGAUAUUUUCGUUUUUAAAACUUGCAAUAUUAUUUAUAUGAGAGAUCCCUUCUUAUUAAUUCAUCACCCAAACCACAGUAUAUUAACAUGUGAGCUGAAAGUUUCCACUAAAACUAUCACCAGUGAAAUAGUUUAAAAUUGUGAUAUUUUAGUCCAUUAGGAUUCAUUUUGAACACAUGAUAGAAAUGAACAGAGCAGUUCAUACCUCUCCAUAUUAAUUUUUAGUCUCAUUCUGUCUGCCGACUUGGGAAGGCAGAAUUGUGAUAAUUUACAUUUAAAAAGGUAACUGCAAUGAGGGCUCGCAACAUAAUUUAAAAAAAAAAGAUCUUAAAUUUCCAUGUUUUAGAUGUUUCCAAUGUGUUCUAUGGAAGAGCCCCCAGUGUUGCACUGUAUCACAUGUAUCAGUCAGGAGAAAAUAUCUGAACUCAGGACCAAAUCCUUAGCUGCUUUUACACACCUUCAGAAGGGCCAAAAGAGGAUACUGUUCAGAGAUACAAGAGUCUUGGAGAACCCAUUCAGUAGGAUUCCACAGGUAAUAUUGUCAAAAAUAACUAAGUCUCAUUUUCAAAUGUGAUUUAGGCACUUGGGAUUUGAUCCUGUGCUCAUCAAAGUCAAUGGCAAAUUUCCCGUUGACUUCAAUGGAAAGGAGCAGGCUUUUGGAGCCUAGGUCUCACUAAAAGUCAAUGGGACAUAGGCUCCAAGUGCCUAAGUUGCUUUUGAAAACAGGACUUGGGCAUCUCAGACACUUGAUGCGUUAGAAAAUUUUACUCUAAAUGACAUUAUGCAAUACAGAGGUCACCACAACAGAGGUGGCUGAAAUCCUGGCUCCACUUAAGUCAAUGGCAGGAUUUCACCCUUGGUACUAACUCCCCAUGGAAUGGGGAUAUGUACGAGGCAUCGUCUGAGGACCUGUGUUGUUAUAACAUGGCAUAAGUGGAGAGCAGCCAUCUGUAGCUGCUUAUGCUAUCUUUAUUUGACAGUAACUGGAAGUGACCCAGCUGCGCAGGUGCCCCAGGUCACAUGGGUUGCAGUCACAGAUGAGGAUUCCCUCAUAGUUCCUUCACGCAAAGCAGUUUUUACUCUGGCUUUGCUCCCAGGACUGAGGUGUGAGUCAUUAGAUAUACCUUGUUGUUUUUCAAUCUGUGCAGAAACAAAUUUACUUUUAAAUUGUAAUAAUGCAUUAUUUUAAAUGAACUGCCAUUUUUAGCUGGUGCAUGGUGCUUCGUCUAUAUAGGGGAGAGAGACACUGACAAGAUAGCAAAAGGCAAAGUUGGUCCCUAGGCCCUUUGCCCUCGCCGUGGCCAGAAUAUGGCAGCUGCUUCUGCUAAUGGCAUAAUGGACUAGCCAGUGGAGGAGCCCUGAGGUGAGUGUUAGUAUGAAAUGAUUCCUCUUCCUUCUCAGGAUACAGUAUGCUUGGGGGCUCCAAUUCACUCCACCCAAUAUUUUAAAUGCUUACUAGAGUUGUAUGAUGGAGUAUGUCCAGGUUUAGGCAUUUACUGUAUAAAGUAACAUGAAGUGAAAUCAUCAAGCUAUCACUCAGAAUUAGAACGUGAUCAUGCUUGCUUGCAUUUGCAGGUGGAUUGUCCCUCUAGUAAGUUUGACUAUUCCUAAUGUACUCUCAUGCUUAAGUGUUCUGUUUUUAAGUGAAAGUUGAAAUCACUAUUUUCCAGAAAAAAAUUGCAUGUGUGGUUUUUGUUUUUAAGUACCCCAUCUAUGAGGCUCGGUUGACUUACACCUUAGGAAGCCUCAUUUACACCUUUAUAUUAUAACUAGCAAUUUAAAAUGUCUAGAUUAAUGCAAAACUUUUGCUUUCUAAAUGAAAUAUGAGAACAAUAAUUUCUUUUUUUUCCCAAGAAGGGCCUUCUGUUUUACGGUAUUGUAAUGCUGGGUUAAUCUAAAAAGAGAAAUGAACAGUCACUUUUAUAUCCUAAAAUGUUACUGGCUGGAUCAGUACAUCACUUUAUGUCUGAGUUUAUUUAUUUAAUUCCCGUUGAUUUUAAAGAAAUUCUCUUAUUUUCCUGGGUUGUUUUUUUUUUUUGUUUUUUUUGUUUUGUUUUGUUUUUUGUAAGCUGCUGAUGGAGUGUUGAUAAGCAUGCACUCAGUUGUUACAGCAUUUAUAAUUACUGUGCCGUUAGCGUGUUUUUGAGUUUGUGUAUCUUUGCAUUCACUGUUAAGCAUAUUAAGUUUAUGUUUAAAGCACCAACUGUUCAUUUCAACUCUUAAAAAAAAACACCAAUAACCUGGUUUAAAUAUCUGUGCACCCAGCCACCAAAAACUUCAAGAGUUAGAGAUAAAAAUAUUUAUUUAAAAGUAUAUCAGAUACAGAGAUCAAAGAUCCUUAUACUUUAGGUUCAUAUUAUUACAAAACUAUUUUAAAGCUGUUCUAUUGUAAAUUUUAAAGAGCUAAAAGACAAGGUAAUUUUAAAAAGCAGCUCACUUUGCACUUGCUGGCUCAGACCCUGCACUGUGCCUGGAUGCUUUGUGCUGCAUUGCGAGUGCAAAGCCACUCCAGAGUUGGCAUAACUGGCCACAAGAGGAUCCCCAAGGAUAGGAUGAUCCUUUAGUGGCAUAGAGACAGUGUAACUUCCUCUACGCUGCCCCUCUCUCUGCCCUGUUAUUUAUGCAAAGAGUGUGGCUGGAAACUAUGACCAGACAGACCAGACAGUUUUCCAGCUGCUCCAAUUUAUGCCAAGGUACCAGACCAGCACAGAAGCAGCCUGGGAUUGGAAGGAGUGCAAAGGUCACCUUUGCACACACUGCCCUCAGCUGUAGCCCAGCAUCUGAGCCUGGACUGAACCUUAUUCAGAUUCCUUUGUAAAAUGCAGAUGGUACUAAUUCUUGUUCUACAUGACAAUUCUAUUAGCAGAAAUAGCUCACAUGGUUUAUGGUGCAUUAUCAAAUGCUUGGUUAAGAACAUAGCAAAAGUACCUAUACUUGGAGGUCAAAACAGUUUGUGGGUAAGGCCAGCUGGGUGGCCUUCCUGCACAUUCUAUUCUAUUUAGAUUGUUACACACCAUCCAUCUCUGUCGGAAUGGUUAGGACCCUGCAGUCUGGUAAAUCCAAACUAAAGGGAAACGUCAAUUCAGGAAAUUACUCUUCUGUCUGAAGAUUUUGUAGCUAGUAACAAGCAAUGACUGAGAUUACUGUAACAGAAAGAAAUGAGGGGGGGGAAGUAUUUGUAUACUUUGUGCAUAUGAUAGCCAAUUUCUGUUAGUCCUCCCCUCUGUUGUUUGUAGGCAUGUUCUACAUAGAAGCAGGGAAGAGACAAAAUAGGACUAUGCAAUGGUAAAUCCAUAACAACUGGCAGGGGGAUUCAGUGGCUGGUGUAGUAUUUAAAACUACUUGAAACUCUUUUCUUAAAAUAUGACUAGAUUUCAACUUGACAGUGUCCCUAUAAGGAAAAAUUGUGUGAUCAUUCCUCUGAAGGCAUAUUUUCAGCUGCCUCCCCAUUCCACCUUUCUCAGUAAGUGUGUCUGAAAUCUUGCAGAUACCUUCGUUCUGUUGCUUUGGUGCCUGGAAGAAGGAUGUGUAAUCUUGACAGCCAACACUGGGAAAGAGAAGGCCACUACAAAAUAGAGGAAAAUUGUUAGUGAAGCUCUGAGGAAUGGAGGACAGGCUUGAAAUUUCAACAAGUCAAAUGAGGUUGAAAUUUGGAUUUCUUACAAGACCAGGGAACAUUCCACUCAAUGUCUAAAAGGGCUGCUACCCUCAUGAAAACAUUGUUGCCUAAUUCUGUCAACCAAGACUAUUUGAAGGCACUAGCUACAAUCUAUAACAAAUCUAACACGAGCCUCCUUUGGCAAAGGAAGGCAAUAACUGUAUUUGAGAUCAUCAGCCAAGCUUGUAAAUUAAAUACUGUAGCAAAAAAAUAAAAAAUAAAAAUAAGAAGUGUCCCAGAGAAAACGUCUAAUCCUUUUUGGAUGUUGUGAUUUGUAAAGAUAUAGAGAGAGGGAUUGGCUAUGGAAUGAAAAGAAAUAGGAAAUAUUUCCACUGAGAGUUUCAGGAACUAUCCUAAACCAGGCCUGUGGAUUAAGAGUUGUUUGUUGUUUUUUGAGGAUUUUUUAUUAAUCCAAGAACGCUUGUUUUGUAGGUUUCAGAGUGGUAGCCAUGUUAGUCUGUAUCAACAAAGACAACCAGAAGUCCGUGUGGCACCUUAGA